Molecule: messenger RNA, 384 nt
Organism: Opisthorchis viverrini
Lineage: Eukaryota; Metazoa; Platyhelminthes; Trematoda; Opisthorchiida; Opisthorchiidae
Exons: 3
Coding region: 1-384 (127 amino acids)
Source: RefSeq, a predicted model, not a curated record
AUGGCUCACGAACACGCAUGGGUAAAACUACGUAUACUGAUCAGUAUUGAGCAGAAGGAACUUGACCGGGCACGAAAAGGUGGGAAUUUGCUCGCUUUUCUGCGGAAAACUUUGCUGUGGCGCAAGUUUGAGUUCAACCGUUAUGAGGUAUCCCGAUUUCAAAUCAACAAAGAAAAUUUGAAUUCAAUAAUUCCGCUAGAGGCCGGAACUUCGAUUCGUUUAGAUGCGGUGCCGUGGUGCGUCGAAGUGACCGAGAGUUUUCUGCUGUACAUGAACGAAAAAUUGCGCUCGAUAUUUCCUGGAGCUGAGACAGCUGUGGACAUUUUCCAAGAACAAUUCACUUUGCGUAAGUCCACUAAUCAAUGUACUAUUGAAGCCGAAUAA